Cataglyphis hispanica is the source of this 2206-nucleotide messenger RNA. Its product is annotated as centromere-associated protein E. The coding region runs from base 171 to 1823 and encodes 550 amino acids. The record is from RefSeq and is a predicted model, not a curated record. Gene Ontology annotation, cellular component: plasma membrane. NCBI's taxonomy places the organism in Eukaryota, Metazoa, Arthropoda, Insecta, Hymenoptera, Formicidae. The transcript is spliced from 9 exons.
AUUUUUAAAAUCUUUAUAUCUACUGGCACACAGUGCGAGAUCAGGUCUCUGCAGUUCCCCGCUAGUCGUGUCAGAAAACAGUCGCCUGAUUGAAUGCACUUACACCACGCUUUUUCAUUAGAAGGAUAAUAAACUUGAUAAUUACUUGGACAAACAACAAUAACAAGACAAUGAGACCGCUCAUUGUUUUGAUGCUCUUGUAUUGCUUUUGCAUCAGUAUUGGUCGUACCAGGGAGAUAACUCACGAAGACAUUAAAGAUGCAAUGUUGAGCUUAGUACAUAUGAUGAGGGAGAAUACAGAAAAACUCGAAAGGCACGAAGCAAGAGAGCGGCAGCUGGGCGAGCAAUUAAAGAAAACCAUAACUAUCUUGACAAAGCGGGUAUCCGCUGUGGAUGGUCUGAAACUGCAGCUGAAUAAAUUGGAUGAGAGAAUCUCGGGACUAGAGCAUCUGUUCACGCAGAGGGAUGAAAGAGAACGUAUACAAAUGCAGAAGACGAUGGACAGUUUGGAAGAUCUGGAAAGCCGCUUGGAAGGAUGGUUCACGGAUAUUGAAAAUAAAGUUGCAGAAAUAAAUAGUCGCUCAGAAACUACAUCAAACAAUAAUUUUACCGAUAUUCUCAAUAAAUUGAAUAAUAUCGAAAAUAAUUCGAUUGAGGGAAUUGCAAGACUCAAAAAGGAUCUGCAUAAUAACGGGGAAAAGAUGAAUAAAGAAUUAAUUACUCUAAUGGAGAAGGCACAUACAAUUUUCUUAGAGAUGCAGGACGUAGCCAGCAGAAUUGAGGAUAUCGAAAACUUUCUAGAGAAGAUAAGACAGCUGAUGCAGACUAUUCAAGAGAAACCGUCGGAGCGGCAAAUGGAUUUGGCUCCAACUUUAGACGAACACAUCAGGACGUUAGUGCGAGUACAAGAAUUAAUACAGAACUCUUCUGAUAGAUUACAUGAAUUACCCAGGAUAAAUGAAGUGCAGGCGUUGCACAAUGAGACGCAGGCCAUGUUGCAAGAAACUAAGCACGCAUUGAAGGAUGUCGUUACAAGGGGCAUCAAUAAUAUCGAGGAUAAAAUAACAGAGACUAAAGAAGAAACGAAGGAUUCAGUAGCAGCAUUACGAAUGGACUUGGCAAACAAUGCAGAACGUGUUAAUCAGGAAUUACAAGAUUUGGAAAAGAGUCAAUCCGUGAUGGUUUCCAUGGCCGAUCACGUGUUAGAUACAAAAAAAAGGGUAGAGUAUGGUGUACAUCAGAUUUUGCUUGAAGUUGGCGAUCUGGUAAAGGCACAAGGUAUCAACAUUAAUAAUACUCUUAGUCAAAGAUUCGAUGGAAUCUCGAACGACAUCAUGGAUAAUCAGAACGGUGCCUUGGCAAACCUUACUAGUAAAAUGGAACAGGAGAUGAACAAAGUCUGGCGACAGAUCAACGUGAUGUACCAGCAGAUGUCAGAGAGUGCUCGAGCUUUAGACAAACUACAUCAACAAAAUGAAGUCUACGUUAACGGUACCACAUCUACUAUGGGUGGAAUGGAGAGUAAGGUUGGCGAAAUAACAAAACGUAUGACGGAAGUAGAUGAGAACUUAAACUAUCUGCUCGGUCGCUUGUCCUUAGUAACGCAAGAAUUCAAUCAGAUUAAGACAGGCUUAGGAAAAGCAUUGGACAAUAUCAAGGCUUCUUUUAAAGUGGUCCAAGAGAAAGCGUUAGACUUGACCCAUCCGGGUCCUCAUCCGCUUCCGGAAAAUUACAAGAACCCGAACGAAUCCGAGACCAGAAAACCUGAGGGUAAGCCUCUGUCGGAUCUCGAAAGUCAUAUCUUCAACAUACCCUCCAAUUGACAAGGUUUUUUUUUAAAGGUUUCUAAUUAAUUUCAUUUGUUCAUUAAAACAAUGUAAAGUCCUAUAAGCACAAAGAACUCUCGUAAUAUUUUUUACGGUUUUCUAGUAACAAAAUUAAACCUUAAAAAUUUUGUUGCCAUUAAUUUCUUUAUUGCGCAAACUGUUUGUUUUAGUUGUGACCGUAAAGUAAGCCCUAUCCGACUCUCAGAUUAAACAGUUGGUUUGAGCUAAUCUCAGCAGAAAAGAUAGUUUUUUCAUCUUUAGUGAAUUAACAUCACAUACCACCACCAGCAUUAUUAUUUGCCAUCAUACUCAUCAUUGUAAAAAAAAAUUGUAAGAUAUAUUACCAUUUGGAAAACUUUCGAAUAUAUUUAUAUUCCUAA